Messenger RNA from Linnemannia hyalina, 744 nucleotides. NCBI's taxonomy places the organism in Eukaryota, Fungi, Mortierellomycota, Mortierellomycetes, Mortierellales, Mortierellaceae. The record is from the annotation of a GenBank genome assembly.
AUGAAGACCACUCUCUUUGCCAGCGCCGUGUUGGCUUCCGUCCUCUCGCUCCUCUCCUCCACCUCUGCCCACAUUGCCAUCUCCAACCCUCCCGGCCAAGCUGGUCCUUGGUCAAAGAACCCCAGUAACAAUGUCCACGCCUGGAUCGGGUACGAGGGCAAGACCUUCCCUUGCGGUGGCUACAAGAAGGGUCCCGUCACGACCUACAAGGCCGGCGAGAUCAUCCCCGUCCGCUUCUGGAACUUUGAGAUCAAGAACUACAAAAAGUUCCCCCCUCCCAAGGGCCUGACUCAAUCCCGCCACGGCGGCGGUGCCUGCGAGUUCUCGCUCUCGUACGACGGUGGCAAGUCCUGGAAGGUCAUCGGUCAGUACACCAAGACCUGCCCCGACAUUUACUACGAGUGGCCCGUCCAAAUUCCCAAGAACGUCCCCUCGUGCACUGACUCGAACAAGUGUCUCUUUGCUAUGUCCUGGACCGCCUACUCGACUGACCAGUAUUACCACCACUGUGCGAACAUCGUGAUCAAGGGCGCCAAGAACGGCAAGUUGCCUCAGUUGGACAUGACGAUCGUCGACGUCAAGGCUCGUCAUGAGAAGAUGAACACCCAUGCCGUUGGUGACAAGAAGUCAACAAAGUCGACUGGUCCUGACCGCCGCGAGAAGACCAUGAACACUAAUGGUUACUACGCUAACGGUGGUGGUGCAGGAACCCACGGCAUCGACCUCGGCUUGGUUGUAGCGUAA